AUGCCAGAUGCAUCUUCAACCCCCUCGUCGUUGUCUGCUGCGGCUCAUGAGGACUUUGUCACUUUCCUCUCAGCCCGCCAUAAAGAGGUCCACCAGCAUGGAACUAUGGCGCUCUGCAUUCCCAGUCACGGUGAGAUCAGCGUUUUGCCGACCUUUAGAUGUUCUGAAACCUCUCUCCGCAACCUCUACGACAAGUAUCAAGUCGACCCAACCAUUGCUAGACGGCUUCCGAUGUACUUUCGGAGAUUGGACGAGAUGCUGGCAUCCAUUGCUGCUGUCGACACAAGGUGGAGUCUCAAGAACCAUCAUACUCUGCCAUUAAUACACACGUCGUGGUCACCCGAGGUAAUUGAGGCAAGUUCUGAAAGAGCCAGAAUGUGUGCUCGGAGAAGAUACGCAGAUGCUGUGGCUGGCUUUGCACUUGCAGCAUGCUCUCAGUUCUUUAUCGACGGUCUGAAACCUCAAGCUUACCAUGGCGAAAGCUCUGAAAAUUAUGCGAUCCAAGAGUUUCUACAUACUCACUGCACGGAUAAAGUUGGGUUCACAUAUACGCUGCUGGAGUUGGAAAGAUUGACUAUUGUCGUUCUUUUGUCCGGUUUGCGUGUCUUACUACAUAUAACACUACUAAUCUCGCUCUUCCCUGUGGUUUGCCUUCGAAUGAAAGAACCUCCGGCUCACCGAAUCAUUCCCAUCAUGGCCGAACUUACGACAGAUUUAUACAGGCCUGAGAUAGUAGACGGCAGCAGACAGUCUCUUGCUGUUGUCGAGACCUUAUCGCCAACGGACGAGCUAGUCAACGGACCCGCCCCUGAGGUCAAGAUUCUGAGCAAGAAAGAAAAGAAGAAGAAGAAGAAGAGAAUUAAAGAAGAAAGACUACUCGCCGAAUCUUCGCAAACACCACCUCCCUGUGUCAAUGGCCAAAAAACUGUCUUUGCAGAUGGAUCCGUAGCUGUCGAGUCAGUUACGGCGGCAUAUGAUCCAGAACCGUUGCCUACUGUAUCUGAGGCCAUCAUAGAAGCCGCACUACCCGAAGAUGAUCCAGUUCCAGAGGUCGAGAGCGUUUAUGAGCCAUUAUCUGAGUCUCCUCUUACAGGACACAUCAAUGGUGCCGUAGAGAUUGAUAUACCGCCGCCAGUCCCAGAUGAGCCACAAGAGGUCAUAUAUCUCCCAUUCAGCGCCCAGCAUAAGCUCAUGGUGCAUCUGCAGGAGCGCCUGGAGACUAUGUGUUUUUCUUUUGCACAGCGCGUCAUGCCGCAUGCUCUUGAAGCUCGCGGUUGGGAUUGUCCAGAAAUGGUUCAGUUGCAUCACUGGAUGGAAGAUUCUGUUUUUCAGGACUAUGCGGAGCAGAAGGUUCCUGACGUGGAACAGCGCGGUCAAAUUCUCAAUUCCGUGAUCGAAAUUCGGCGUUGCGCUGUUGAUCGCAAGCGAAUCGACACGACCGUAUUGGAUACUCUUGUUUCCUCCGCUUUGCGACUAGCCAAGCUUGUUGAGGAGGCAGCUUCAGUCGAUGAGAUUGAAAGAUUGGGCGACAACGUUGUCCAAACAGCUGAUCGGCUGGCGGAGGAAACACAGGUACUACAGGCCAGAUACGAGACGAAGCUGCAGAAAAUUGCUUCUGGCAGAGCAAAGAUCAUCAUGCUUAUACGGGGGGCAGAAUGUUCAACCCCAAAGGUAGCUCUGCCUGGAGUUUCAACCGCAAGAUCUUGUCUUGACUGGAUAAAUGACCUUGAGAGUAGCCUGGCACUUGGAGAGGAUGAUCAUGAGGACCUUUUCCGUUAG
Molecule: messenger RNA, 1779 nt
Organism: Fusarium redolens
Lineage: Eukaryota; Fungi; Ascomycota; Sordariomycetes; Hypocreales; Nectriaceae
Exons: 6
Coding region: 1-1779 (592 amino acids)
Source: RefSeq, a predicted model, not a curated record